Molecule: messenger RNA, 2515 nt
Organism: Miscanthus lutarioriparius
Lineage: Eukaryota; Viridiplantae; Streptophyta; Magnoliopsida; Poales; Poaceae
Source: the annotation of a GenBank genome assembly
CGUCGUCUCUGGAGUGCGUGAGAUCGUGCACGGCCGCCUCGUGGAAGGGGGGGGCAAGGCCCUACGAAUGCAGCGUACUCGUGCGCGUGGAACGCGCCGCGCGCUCACGGGCGCGCUCGCCAGCACCGCGCAGUGCUCCUCGUGCGUACACGCCGAGGCCGGAGGCGGCUGGAGGAGGCGCGGGCGGUCGCGUCGGAGUAACAACUCGUUACUAUGUAUCACCUUUGAUGAGGACAUCAAUAGAGGGAAAUUUGGUUAUGAUCCAUCACCUGCCUACUCUGCAAGUUUUGUCAGACCUUGGUCUACUACUGUUGACCCAACAUGGAGAGCUUACUGCUAUUCAUCAUCUGAAUCCUUCAUCAUCUCCCCAGAGACUUUGUGGGAGGAUCUCAAACCAGCUGUUUCAUAUCUUCAACCUGAAGAGUUAAACUUUGUGCAUGACGCUUUGAAGUUGGCAUACGAAGCUCACAGUGGACAAAAACGGCGAAGUGGAGAACCAUUCAUUAUUCAUCCUGUCGAAGUUGCUCGUAUUCUUGGAGAGCACGAACUUGACUGGGAAUCCAUUGCUGCUGGUUUAUUGCAUGACACUGUUGAAGAUACAGACGUGGUUACCUUUGAAAGAAUAGAAAAUGAGUUUGGGCCAACUGUAUCUAAGUUGGGAAACUUCAGUGUAAAAAGUGAGGGUAGCUCGAAACAAGAUCUUAAAGCAGACGACCUAAGGCAGAUGUUUCUUGCCAUGACAGAAGAGGUUCGUGUGAUCAUUGUCAAACUGGCAGACAGGUUGCAUAACAUGCGUGCUCUCACACAUAUGCCUCAGCACAAGCAGUAUGCCAUCGCCAUGGAGACAUUGCAGGUCUUUGCCCCUCUAGCAAAACUCCUUGGGAUGUACCGUAUAAAGUCUGAGCUGGAAUAUCUAUCCUUCAUGCUUAAUAGGAUUUUAAGGCAAAAGAUUGUUGAGGAUCAGUUUCUCGAUCUUGUUAGUGUUGAAACAGAAGUGCGCUCAGUUUACAAAGAGCUCUACAGCAUUUACAAAACUACACUCAAAUCCAAGAGUUCAAUAAAUGAGGUGAAUCAGGUUGCUCAGCUGAGGAUCAUCAUAAAACCAAAAUCCUGCAAUGGUGUUGGGCCAUUGUGCACUGCACAACAGAUCUGCUAUCAUGUUCUUGGCCUUGUUCAUGGUAUAUGGACACCCAUUCCUCAAGCUGUGAAAGAUUACAUUGCAACUCCAAAACCUAAUGGCUACCAAAGUCUACACACAACAGUGAUACCAUUUCUUAACGAGAGUAUGUUCCAUUUGGAAGUUCAGAUAAGAACAGAAGAUAUGGAUUUAAUAGCAGAAAGAGGUAUUGCUGCACAUUACAGUGGAAGAGGGGUGGUUUCUGGACCUGUUCGCCCUGGAAUAUCAAGUGGAAGAAAUGCCAAGGGGAAAGUAAUCUGCUUGAACAACACAGGCUUUGCUCUGAGGAUUGGUUGGCUCAAUGCAAUCCGCGAGUGGCAGGAAGAGUUUGUUGGUAAUAUGAGUUCUAGGGAAUUUGUUGAUACUAUCACCCGAGAUCUUCUGGGAAGCCGUGUCUUUGUGUUUACUCCUAAAGGCGAGAUUAAAAACCUGCCUGAGGGAGCCACAGUGGUUGAUUAUGCUUAUCUGAUCCAUACUGAAAUCGGCAACAAAAUGAUUGCAGCAAAGGUGAAUGGCAAUCUGGUUUCACCAAUCCAUGUACUUGCAAAUGCUGAAGUGGUGGAGAUUAUAACUUAUGAUAAAUUAUCUAGUAAGUAUGCUUUCCAGCGUCACCAGCAGUGGCUACAGCACGCAAAAACUCGCAGUGCUAGACACAAAAUUAUGAAAUUCUUAAGGGACCAAGCUGCUCUUUCUGCUGCUGAAAUUACUGCUGACGCAGUUAAUAAUUUUGUUGCUGAUCUUGAAGACGAAAGUGAUAGUGAGCUUUCACUUCCAAGCACCAAGAACGAAGAUAGUAAAUUCAACUGGGAGAAGACAUUAAGUUCUGAUAAAUUAUUCUUUGUCAACAAAAGUAGCGAUGGCUUUUUACCUGUUAAUAAUGUCCAUCCAAAGCUCAAUGGGAAGCAAAACAAAACUGUUAAGGAAUUGGGCAUCAAAAUCAAUGGUCAUUCUACAAUUCGAGGUGAUAGCUUCAAUGAGUUAAUGCACCCUGGCAAUUCCACCUGCAAGGAAGUUUUCCCUGGUUUAGAUCGCUGGAAAUCUGGUAAAAUUUCUGGUUGGCAUAGUACGGAAGGCAACUCUGUCCAAUGGCUUUGCAUAGCCUGUGUUAACCGAAAAGGGAUGAUGGCGGAGGUUACAUCGGCUCUUACAGCUUGUGGAAUUACCAUAUGUUCUUUGCGUGAAGUCAAUAAAAGGAGGGGAAUGGGUGUGAUGCUGUUCCAUUUUGAGGGAAGCUAUGAGAACGUGGUCAGUGCAUGUUCAAGUGUUGACAUGAUUCUUGGUGUUCUUGGUUGGUCUGUGGGAUGUAGCUGGUGUCCAUUGGGUGUUCUUGAGUGCUAA